Molecule: messenger RNA, 5130 nt
Organism: Esox lucius (northern pike)
Lineage: Eukaryota; Metazoa; Chordata; Actinopteri; Esociformes; Esocidae
Product: cytochrome P450 2M1-like
Exons: 9
Coding region: 110-1609 (499 amino acids)
Biological process (GO): xenobiotic metabolic process
Cellular component (GO): intracellular membrane-bounded organelle; cytoplasm
Molecular function (GO): oxidoreductase activity, acting on paired donors, with incorporation or reduction of molecular oxygen, reduced flavin or flavoprotein as one donor, and incorporation of one atom of oxygen; heme binding; iron ion binding
Source: RefSeq, a predicted model, not a curated record
ACUGUGUGGCAAUUAACCAUUAAUCUGAACUGGAACGGACCUUUAAAAGUCUUUCUGUUGCAGAUUCCCUGGACUUAGUUGGCUGUCAUUGUCCUAUAUUUAACUAAAGAUGGAUUUACUUUAUAUUCUGCAGACUAACUUUAUGCCUAUUAUAUUAGGCUUAGUUACUGUUAUUUUGCUUUGGAAGAAUCGAAGGGGACAAAGCCACUCACGUUUGCCACCGGGUCCAGCUCCGAUUCCUCUGUUCGGUAACUUGUUACAAAUGGAUGUGAAAGCCCCAUACAAGUUGUACAUGAAGCUCAGUAAGAAGUAUGGGUCAGUCUUUACCGUAUGGCUGGGCUCCACACCUGUAGUAGUGCUCUCUGGAUAUCAGGCUAUCAAGGAAGCUUUUGUCAACCAGGGAGAAGAGUUCAGCGGCAGAGCCAACUACCCUGUCAUCAUGACGAUCUCUCAGGGAUAUGGAGUGUUGGUGAGUAGUGGGAAAAGAUGGAAAGAUCUUCGUAGGAUAUCCUUGAUGACCCUGAAAAACUUUGGGAUGGGGCGCAGGACAAUUGAACAGCGGAUCCAAGAAGAGGCUAAGUUUCUGAUUAAAGCCAUUCAUGAAUAUGGAGAUUCAGUUGUCAAUCCCAAGAAAAUGAUUUGCAAUUCUAUCGGCAAUGUGAUCAGUUCCAUAGUGUUUGGACACCGGUUUGAAUAUAACGAUCCAAUGUUUCAACUCAUCCAAAAGGCUGUUGAUGACUACUUCAAUGUUCUCAGCAGUCCUAUAGGAGCGAUGUUUAACAUGUUCCCUCGAAUUGUUUGGUGGUUUCCAGGCAAACAUCAUAGAAUGUUUGCCAUCAUAAACCAGGCCAAAGAUUACAUGCGGGCGCAGGCAGAACUUCGUCUUAAGAACCUGGACACCUCUGACCCUCAGGACUUACUCGAAGCAUUCCUAAUUAAAAUGCUUGAGGAGAAAGAUGAUCCCAACACUGAGUUCUGCUAUGACAACAUGGUGAUGACUGCAUGGAACCUGUUUAGUGCUGGAACAGAAACAACAUCUUCCACCUUAAGACAGUCCUUUCUGAUGAUGAUGAAGUACCCUUCUAUUCAAGGGAAAGUUCAGAAAGAGAUAGACGAUGUGAUUGGCUCAAAAGUUCCAACUGUUGAUGACAGAGUUAAAAUGCCCUACACGGAUGCAGUCCUCCAUGAGGUCCAGAGAUUCAUGGACCUCGCCCCCACCUCUGUCCCCCACAAAGUAAUCAGAGAUACAGAGUUUCACAACUACCUCAUCCCAAAGGGUACCAUGGUCUUGCCUCUGUUCUCCUCUGUGCUGUGUGAUCCUGAACUGUUUCAAAACCCAGAUGAGUUUGACCCAGAGAACUUCCUGGAUGAAAACGGACGCUUUAAGAAAAAUGAUGGAUUCCUCGCUUUUGGAUUGGGGAAGAGGGUGUGUCUGGGAGAGGCUCUGGCCAGAAUGGAGCUGUUUCUCUUCUUCACCUCCCUGCUGCAGCGCUUCACCUUCAGUGGGACCCAACCCCCAGAGGAGAUCAACAUCAACCCAGAGUGUGCCAGUUUUGGUCGCAUGCCAUGUUCCUAUGAAUGCUACAUCAAAGUCAGGAACGUGGAGUGACCACCUUCCUGUCUGGAGCAGUAACUGGCUGGAUGUUAGCUGCAUUUUCCUUUUACAUCUUUUCAUUGUAGAAAACUCUGGAGGUAGUUUAGGGAAUUGCAUCUUACCAUAAUCUACAGUUACAAUCUCUAAGGUAUGGUUUUAUAUUUCUAGGUUAAUUUGCAUCCAAAAUAAUUCAUUUAAAAGCUUUUUUUAAAGAUUUGUAUCUCAUCACUGUCAGUCUAGUACUAUCCCUCCCACGCCGAACCAACCUGGACUAGCUGAAACUACACUGGUUGGUAAGGGAGGAGGUAGAGGACGCAAGUCAUUUAAUAGUUUGAAUUAAGUCUUGGAAACAUUUGAGGCCGGAUUCUACAGUGACUCUUCAAGCCACUUUCAUAUUGUUAGUAUAUUCACAUUUGAAUUGCUUUGCAAAUCUGUCGGCAAUGUGAUCUGCUCCGUCUUUGGACACUAGUUUGAACAUGAUGAUCCAAUGUUUCAACACAUUCAAAAAGCUGUUGAUAACUGUUUUCGUGUUCUCAGCAAUCCUAUAGGCGUGGCAGAAUAACUUUUCAAAUCAUUAAAUAGAAUCUUCAAUUGCUGCCAGUAAGAAAUUGCCAUAUUGAAGGUUUCUCAUGUAAAUUUUUACAAAAUGCAUUUGGGCUAACCAAGCUAAUGUUCUGACUAACAAAACACUGCCUUUCCUACAGUUGUACAAUUUUUUCCUUAGAAUUGUUGGGUACCUACCAGGCAAACACCAUGAGAUGGUUGCUACCAUAAACUAUGCCAAAUAUUACAUUCGAAGGCAAGCAGAACUUUGCCUUAAAAACCUGAACACCUCUGACCCUCAUGACCUAAUUGAAGCCUUCCUGGUUACAAUGUUAAGAAGUAGAAAACAUGUCAUGAUAAUCACUUUGGAAGUUAAUCAUACAUAUUUUGCAAAUAUGGACUGUGGUGUGUUAUAAAUGACCAUUAUAUGAAUUAAUUUAUUUUCAGAGUGAAUCCACUGUAAAUCCACAGUGCGUUUUGCAAUAAUUAGCGCAGUAUGUGGAAAUGAAAUCAACUAGCCACCAGAUGUCACAGUUUGCUAGCAAGACUGAUGGUUUAUGCAGUCUUUUAUAUCCUCUUAGGUGAACGAUGAAUCCAACACUGAGUUUAGCUCAUGCUCACUACACCACAUUAGCAGUAUUGUUUAGCAGUUAGUCGUGUGCUUCUGGUCAACAUGCACUACAGUCUAGGUAAUCUACUGUAGUUCUUAUCUAGGGUAAGGGUGUAUUAGGUGGGGUGUUUCUUAUUACCUAAAAGUGUAUUAGGUGAGUUCUGUUCUCUAGCCUUUUUUGUUUGUAGCAUUUAGUGUUGUUAGGGUGCUUUAGCCUCAUCCUGUUUUUCCAUUUAUUUUGGCUACUUUUUGUUUUUCAUUUAUUUUGGCUAGGUAUUUGGGCACUUGCCCUCUGUAGCCUUUUGUUCAGCCUGUGUGAUCAAUACACCACCUACACCUGAGCCUGAGCCUGUGGCUCGAGUCUGUUCCAAUGCACCCUCUGUGACAACUGGAGUGAUAAUUCAUUUAGCCUGUUUGGCAGUCAUAUCUGUGUUUGAUUACUUGUUGUGUACCUGUUUUGGUAACUUUUGUGUUCUUUUGGGUGAUUUCUGGGAUUCAUUUAUUUUGGGACUGUAUCUAAGAUUGUAGGGACUAGUUCUGUUCAACAUCCACUAAGGCACAUCCUUGAAUGUGUAUCCCGACACCAGUUGGGUGAUGUAUGGCCAGUUUGUGAUGAUCAGUUUCCAUUUAUAAAUUUUUUCUUGCUCAAAAGUACAACCAGGAAAGCCCGAUGAAAAAUCUAAAGAUGCUUUAGUUUAAGGCAGUGAUUAAAUACUUAUGUGAAGUGAAUCUGAGUGUUAUAUUUGAAGUGGAAACAGGUAGAAUAAAGAGGUGUAGCCUGGAUCAAGGAAGGCAAUCCAUCUACAUAUUGACAUCAGGUACUUUUGUGUUUGUUUGGGUUACUGUUUAGAAACUGUUUAGUUUGUGUUCACAUCCCCAGAGUGUGCCAGUUUUGGCCACUUGCCACAUUCCCAUGAUUGCUACAUCAAAGUCAGGACCAUGGAGUGACCACCUUCCUCUCUGGAGCAAUAACUGGCUGAAUGUCAGCUGCGAUUUCCUUUUCCAUCUUUUCUCUGUAGACUACUGUUGAGGGUGUUUAGGGAGUCGAAGGCAUCUUACCAUAAUCAUUAAGUACAAUCUCUAAGGUAUGUUUUGGCUAAUUUGCAUCCAAAAUGUCUUUGUCAGUGUUGUACAGUACAUCACAGCCUCCCUAUUUAGUGAUGGCCAAAUGAGGCUUCAUUAGCGUUAUUUUAGGCGCAGGAUAUUAUGCUGGUAGCAUAAUUUAUUUUAAUUUUUAUGACAAUCAAACACAUAUAUAUUAACAAAACAAUGUGGGGCAACCACACAACUCAUUAAAUAAUAUUUUAACAGUGUUUCUAUCAGUGAAGUCAAGGCUAGAAAUAAAGUGGAAAAGUUAGUACUGCCUUUGAUUUCAACUUUAUUUUGAUGCACUGUAUGAUAGUAUUCCUUCAAUCUAUAUUAUGAACCCAAAUAAAAAUUAAAUAUGUAAUCAUGCAUACAUUUUUCAUAGUGUAUGUAUCUUUAUCUCAGAAGGCGGAAACCCCCUCUCACCAGACAAGAGGAUCCCCUUGAUUCUGUCCUUAUUUAACAGGAUACAACAAAUAAAGACUUAACUCUCUAUCCCUCAGCCCUUGAAUUCUGCAAUGAUGUCUGCUCUCACCCUUCCUCUACUCACUCUACACCAACUACUGUACUUCCAGUAAUGGAUCUCUCAACCUGUUGAAGUAGGCAGAUGACAUCACUCUGGUCCAUGUACAGAGACGUUGACUGCUUGGUGGCCUGGUGCCAUCAGAAUAACCUGAGACUUGAAACAUCUAACAUUCAUCUUCAGGUGGUUGUCUUCAGGAAAGGCCCCCCAACCUCCACACAUUGAGAGUUCAGCUGUUUGUUCAGUUGAGUGCUUCAAAUUCCUUAACUUUGCUCAUAUUCCUCCGUCUAGUUAGUGCAUUUCCUGGAAUUGUCAAUCUGUCCAUAUCUACAUUAACUGUAAAUUCAUGUAAGCUAAUGUUUAGGCUAUUCUCUUACUGCUUUCCUCCUUAGAUCUAAUUACUUUAAGUCACUGGAUAAGAGCAUCAGCUAAAAUACUUAAAUUUUAUUUUGUAUGCUUAACCCCCAUUGCAUUUAAAUGUGUGUAAGCUUUAAGUACACUUCAAGUAUUUUGCGCAAUGUUCUCUACAACUAGCUGCACCAAUGAAAAUUAUUCUUAUGUGGAAAUGAACAUGUGAUUGAGGGCGAUUCUGAAUCAUAUAGCCUUUAAAGUCAAAAGUAUUGGCAUACUGUAGUUAGUGUAGAAAGAAACAGACAACUGCAAAAUUGUGAUGGUGGCAUCAUCUGGCUUGCUGAAAGUCCUCCACGUCUUCAGCUGUGGGAAGGACAUACAAUGUUUGCCAAUUGUACAUUUGAUAAAUCUCACAUGACUUGA